AUGUCCCUGCAUACGGUUGCUUAUAAGGAACCACACAAAUCGCCGUUGUCAAUCAGUGGAAACACUGCCAACGGUACGAUUCCAGCAAAAACACCAUUUUCUAUCGAGGAUAUCCUGUUUCAAAAUGGAAACGGUAAUAAUAACAAUAGCAGUAAUACCAACUUUAACGUGAAACCCGUCGGCGAAACGAAGCUGCACGGUUCAUCACCCGGUUCGCAAGUGAUCGAUAGUGGUGGCAGCAAUAGCAGUAGUAGUGUGUCGCUGGAUUCCUGCGGCGGAACCCGAAAGGUUCCACAAUUUGUGAAUAAUAACAGAAACGUGGACGGUUACAAUAAUAGCGGUAAUUUAGGUGCUAAUAAAGUGAUAAGCGGUGGUGGAACGAGCAAUAGUGGAAACAAUAGAGAGGUGAACGGCACCGGUAACGGUGACGAGGAUUAUCGGAAAGCAUUCCAUGCAGAAAGGUACAACAAAAUACCCCACCCUCCGAAUGGUCCACCCAACGGCAGCUCCACCGGACCACAUGGACCACACUUCGGCAGCCCGAAUCCAAGCGUCAUCUACUCCGGCAAUCCGUAUGGCGACCCGGGAUACCUGCAAAUGGCGCUGGGUGCUUACCUCGCUCCAUCCGCUAGUGGGUACAAGACGGUGGACCCGUACUUCCUUUCGCAGGCAGGUUUGUUCGCCGGUUCUCCGCUCUUCCCUGGUGGCGGCUGCCCUGACAUAGCUCUAGGUCUGGGCAUGGGUAUGAGUGCUUUGCGGCACUGUCGGCGACGGAAAGCCCGAACAGUAUUCAGUGACCCACAGCUGACCGGUCUCGAAAAACGUUUCGAAGCUCAGAGGUACCUUUCGACUCCGGAACGAGUUGAGCUGGCUUCUGCGUUGGGUCUGAGUGAGACCCAGGUUAAGACGUGGUUCCAAAAUCGCCGAAUGAAACACAAAAAGCAACUGCGUCGAAGGGAAGUCAACAAUACUGAACCUGUUGACUUUUCCCGUAACGAAUCCGGCUCUAUAUCAGGUCCUGUUACCAGCGGAGGCGCAUCAUCAGUGCAGGCGGGCGCUUCCGGUGCCGGUAAUGGAGCCAGUCGACUUAGUGCCGUCGGUAGCGGUUCGGCUGGGAACAAAAAUGGCUUCGCAAUGUACGGAAGCAGUAACAACAGUGGCGGACAGAAGCAAUCCGGCAAAGCGUUGGCUAUCGGUACACCGAUAGGCGGAAUUCUCAAGGAACUGCAUCAUAGUUCUACAAAUUCGCCGUUUAGUCUAGUUCGACGAACGAUGUUAAACCGAAGCGGGGACGGUCUCAGUGAUGACGACGAUGACUUUGUUAACGAUUCAGAUGAGGAUUGUAGUGAUGUAGACAUCGUAGGAGACGAAAAGGGUUACAUGACCUAG
This is a messenger RNA of Sabethes cyaneus, 1389 nucleotides long. RefSeq names its product brain-specific homeobox protein. Gene Ontology annotation, biological process: regulation of DNA-templated transcription. Gene Ontology annotation, molecular function: DNA-binding transcription factor activity, RNA polymerase II-specific; DNA binding. Lineage: Eukaryota; Metazoa; Arthropoda; Insecta; Diptera; Culicidae. The record is from RefSeq and is a predicted model, not a curated record. Bases 1 to 1389 code for a protein of 462 amino acids. The transcript has 5 exons.